AUGCACCGUGGGCCGCCCCGCGCCGCGCUCCGCCUGUGGCUGGGCUGCGUCUGCCUCGCGCUGGUGCAGGCGGACAGCCCCUCGGCCCCAGUGAACGUCACCGUCAGGCACCUCAAGGCCAACUCUGCGGUGGUAAGCUGGGACGUCUUGGAGGACGAGGUUGUCAUUGGAUUUGCCAUCUCUCAGCAGAAGAAGGAUGUGCGGAUGCUGCGCUUCAUCCAGGAGGUGAACACCACCACCCGCUCGUGCGCGCUCUGGGACCUGGAGGAGGACACGGAGUACAUUGUGCACGUGCAGGCCAUAUCCAUCCAGGGUCAGAGUCCAGCCAGCGAGCCCGUGCUCUUCAAGACGCCGCGCGAGGCUGAGAAGAUGGCCUCCAAGAACAAAGAUGAGGUGACCAUGAAGGAGAUGGGGAGGAACCAACAGCUGCGGACGGGCGAGGUGCUGAUCAUCGUCGUGGUCCUGUUCAUGUGGGCCGGCGUCAUCGCCCUCUUCUGCCGCCAGUAUGACAUCAUCAAGGACAACGAACCUAACAACAACAAGGAAAAAACCAAGAGUGCGUCAGAAACCAGCACACCAGAGCACCAAGGCGGGGGGCUUCUCCGUAGCAAGUUUUCAAACAAGCCCUCGGUGAACAUCAUCGAAGCGUGA
Rangifer tarandus platyrhynchus (Svalbard reindeer) is the source of this 651-nucleotide messenger RNA. The record is from the annotation of a GenBank genome assembly. Lineage: Eukaryota; Metazoa; Chordata; Mammalia; Artiodactyla; Cervidae.